Messenger RNA from Grosmannia clavigera kw1407, 1188 nucleotides. Its product is annotated as DNA replication factor c subunit. Gene Ontology annotation, cellular component: DNA replication factor C complex; nucleus. Gene Ontology annotation, biological process: DNA-templated DNA replication; DNA repair. The record is from RefSeq and is a predicted model, not a curated record. Gene Ontology annotation, molecular function: DNA clamp loader activity; ATP hydrolysis activity; ATP binding. The transcript is spliced from 3 exons. NCBI's taxonomy places the organism in Eukaryota, Fungi, Ascomycota, Sordariomycetes, Ophiostomatales, Ophiostomataceae. The coding region runs from base 1 to 1188 and encodes 395 amino acids.
AUGGCCAGCUUCUUCGAUCUCAAGGCGCGCAAACUCGCGGCAGCUAAUGGCACCGCCAGCAAGAACGACAAGCAGACGAACGAGACGUCUCGAGCACAGCCUUGGGUUGAAAAAUACCGGCCAAAGACGCUCAGCGACGUCACUGCUCAGGACCACACUGUGACAGUGCUACAGCGAACACUGCAGGCUUCCAAUCUCCCGCACAUGCUCUUUUACGGGCCGCCGGGCACGGGCAAGACGUCGACAAUUCUAGCGCUGGCCAAGGAGCUGUACGGUCCCGAAUUUGUCAAGUCGAGAGUACUGGAGCUGAACGCGUCGGACGAGCGUGGUAUCUCGAUCGUGCGGGAAAAGGUCAAGGACUUUGCGCGGAUGCAGCUGACGAACCCGCCGCCGGGCUACCGCGACCGAUAUCCGUGCCCGCCCUUCAAGCUGAUCGUGCUGGACGAGGCCGAUUCGAUGACGCAGGACGCGCAGAGCGCGCUGCGCCGGACGAUGGAGACCUAUAGCAAGAUCACGCGCUUCUGCCUCAUCUGCAACUACGUCACGCGCAUCAUCGACCCGCUGGCCAGUCGCUGCAGCAAGUUCCGCUUCAAAAGCCUCGACCAGGGCAAUGCCCGUGCCCGCGUCGAAGACAUUGCCACGCGCGAGCACGUGUCGCUGGCUCCAGGUGCUGUGGACGCGCUGAUCCGCUGCAGUGAGGGCGAUCUGCGCAAAGCCAUUACGUUUUUGCAGAGCGCCGCCCGGCUAGUUGGCCAGGAGGAGGAGGACAAGAAGGAGCAGAAGGAACAGAAGGAACAGAAGGAUCAAGACAAGGAAGAAGACAGCAUGGAUGUCGAUGACAGCCGGCCGGCCAUCACAGUCCAGAUCGUCGAGGAAAUCGCCGGCGUCAUCCCCGACGAUGUCAUCAGCCAGCUUGUGCAGGCGAUCCGGCCAGCAGCCAAAGGCGGAUCGACCUACGCGGCAAUUGCGAGCGUGGUCGAGGACAUGGUGGCCGACGGCUGGAGCGCCGGUCAGGUGGUCACACAGCUGUACCAGACCGUUGUGUACGACGAGACGGUGCCAGACGCCCAGAAAAACAAGAUCGUGCUGGUGUUCUCCGAGGUGGACAAGCGGCUGGUCGACGGUGCCGACGAGCACUUGUCGAUCCUGGACCUGGCGCUGCGGAUUUCAGCCAUCAUGGCCAAAUAA